Messenger RNA from Westerdykella ornata, 1072 nucleotides. RefSeq lists its product as uncharacterized. Bases 384 to 920 code for a protein of 178 amino acids. NCBI's taxonomy places the organism in Eukaryota, Fungi, Ascomycota, Dothideomycetes, Pleosporales, Sporormiaceae. The record is from RefSeq and is a predicted model, not a curated record. The transcript has a single exon.
GUGCCCAUGCCGCAUCCUCGGUGAGCCGGUUCGGCAGGAGCGCGCGGCCGUGUUGAAUGAGCUGCGCCCGCUUCCGAAGCCGAGUGGGUUUCCGACUGGAUAAAUGCGUUUGUACUGUAAAACACUAUGUACUAUAGUAUAACAUCCAGGAGUUAAUAAUACACAGUAAUGGACUAAGAGGCAUCACGACUCGCUCGACAAGACCAACAUGUUGGAAUCUUUUCGUUGGGUUGGGUGGAGCGAUUCCCAGCAAUUAUCGCCAUCCUGCAUGAAGCAUGAAUGGUGAACUGUUGCGACCUGCAGAAUAACGUUUGAACGAAGACGACUCGAUACCGUACGACUUCCCUCUCCAUUGUCCGCCUUUCUCAUGACCACAGCCAACGAUGAUGUCCCGAGAGCUACUCCGUACCUCCACUACAAGUACGCUACCUAUAUCAAAAUCUACUAAGAUCCCCCAAGCCCACCCCUCCGCACUGACUGCCAAACUGGUUCAUGCUCACCUCCGCCUCACCUCCGCAAACCAACCCAGUCCGCCGUUUCCCCUCGAGGACAGCCUCUCCGUGUCCUCCGGUCCCUUUUUUACCCCACGUUCCCCGAUCACGUUCGUCGCGAGCUGCUGGGGGACCAUGCAUGGCUCUUCGUUUCUCUUACAUAUAUCAGCAGCAGCCGCAGUGCAGUCUAUCAGCCUCGCCCCCGACCUUGUCGGAGGAGUUGUGGCGAUGAAGACCGGAAAGCUCGACCUAUCACACAUGCCGUCUUGUCAGGACAAAGACGAGGGAGGAAUAUUAGCUACCUACAGCCUCAGGAAGGAAGGCGUAUUCCAAUCCUAUCAGAUAACUCUCGCGCUUACGCUGCUUACGCAGCUUACGGGCGGCGGCGGCAUCGGGGCGACGGGCGACGGCACUUGCACUGAACGGUGAGCGCGGCGCGAGGAGUAGGGUACAUUACCUAGUGAGAUUGAUCAGAUGGACCUGCCCCAGCCUCGUACCGUUCCCUUCCCGCCCCCGAAUCCCAACGGGUCUGUUGCCUUUCCUUCCCCAGAACCCCCGGCCCCCAAUCGCAGAAUGGCGAA